AUGUCAGAGAAAAAGCCGCUCGACGCGCGCAGUCUCGUCAGAUUCUCGAUGGAUUAUGUUGAAAUUAGGACAACCCGGAAAAUGGGCGAGCAAAACCAGGGGUUCGUCUCGGAUGAAAUGGAUCGACAUUUGGGGGAGCACAGCCGCACUGUACGCGCCACUACUAUUGACGUUCAGGAGGACACCACGCAAACGGCUGAUGGGAAGGUAAACGUUCCAAUUUCCCCAGUCAUCACCGAGCCCCCAGAAGACGAGGAUUACGGUGGAUUGGCCUGCUGUAGCUGGACAAAGAUGUGCGAGACGCUUGGGAAUCGGCAGGGGCGAUUUAUCGCGACUUUGAGACCGCUGCGGGCGCCCCUCGUUUAUGCCCUCCAAGCCCUGAAACGCUUCGAACUGGAGCUGGAACGAUCGAUCAAAUCUCGGGAUUCUGCGGAGGAUACGGCGAAGAAAGUGACCGAUGUCAUCGAUAACAUUAAUGCGCUGACGACGCACACGAAGCUGAACAUCCCGCCCGAGGAGAAUCAGAUGUUGAGGGGCGUCGCCAACGAGCUCGUCAUUUUACAGCGCGUAAUCGAUGAGGUGGCCUACACGCUACGCAACACGCCAUCACGAAAACCCAGCGUAUCCCCGGCUACACAAAUCGGCAAGGAAAUUCGGAUCGACUCGAAUACGGUAGCAAUUAAAAGAGAAUCCAACAAAUCGAGCCUGUUCUCCUACAAGCCGGCCGCCUUCGAGCAGCAGCCACCGCCACAGCCGGAUGUUGAGAAAGCCAUCUCUCCGCCUCCAGUUCGUGCUCAGUCUCCGCUGGGAGGUUAUUCCGUCAAAACGGGGCCUCAGCUCGACUAUACAGUUCCCGAAAUCGACGCGAAUUUGGUGACUACCGUAACCCGGACCUACGAUGAGCACUCCCUGAAGGAGCGAAUCGCGCGGAAUUGCGACCGUAUCGAGCACCUCAUCUGCUUCAUCGAUCAGAAGUGCGAGCGGAGAUGGUGGUUGAAGGAUAUGAUCAACUUCUUUCAGCUGUUCAUCAAGCUGGCCCUGUUCGUGUCGGCGUCCGUGUCGGUCGUCUACCACUCAGACAUUACGCCAUCUAUCAUCACGCUCGUCAUCGCCGUGUUGCAGGGUGUAAUCGAGCUGCUCGACCAGUACUUCGUCAAGAAUAAGAAGCCGGAAGACGUCAAGCUGUCCGUCUUUACGGGGACGGUGAAGAGUACAACGACGGCCUUCAGCUAU
Messenger RNA from Mesorhabditis spiculigera, 1233 nucleotides. Lineage: Eukaryota; Metazoa; Nematoda; Chromadorea; Rhabditida; Rhabditidae. The record is from the annotation of a GenBank genome assembly.